Messenger RNA from Periconia digitata, 737 nucleotides. The record is from the annotation of a GenBank genome assembly. Lineage: Eukaryota; Fungi; Ascomycota; Dothideomycetes; Pleosporales; Periconiaceae.
UCUCACCGGACAAAACUAGUCAGGGACAAAUGGAUUAUCAGAAUCGCGCAGGUUCCAAAUUCGGCGGAGGAGGUGUCGCAUCCUCGUCUGCAACUAACGCAGACCGCCGCGAACGUCUCCGUAAACUUGCGCUCGAAACGAUUGAUCUCGAUAAAGAUCCAUACUUUUUCAAGAACCACGUCGGAAGCUUCGAAUGCCGUCUUUGUCUCACUGUGCAUCAGAACGAUGGCUCGUACCUCGCGCACACUCAAGGUAGAAAGCAUCAAACCAACCUUGCAAGACGUGCUGCAAAAGAACAACGGGAGGGCAAGAAAGAUGAUGCUGGCCAGCAAGGGUUGCUGGCGGGUGUGCAGGUAAAGAAGAACGUGAUCAGGAUCGGCCGGCCAGGCUACCGAAUCACCAAAGUUCGUGAUCCAGCGACACGUCAGAAUGGCAUAUUGUUCCAAUUCCAGUUUCCAGAUAUUGCACCGGGGACUGUACCGCGGGUACGCUUCAUGAGCGCUUACGAACAGAAAGUGGAGGACGCCGACACAAACUACCAAUAUCUCAUCUUCGCUGGCGAGCCGUAUGAAACGGUUGCCGUCAAGCUGCAGGCUCGGGAGGUCGACAGGAGAGAGGGGAAAUUCUGGACCUGGUUCGACGAUGAUAACAAAGAGUUUUGGUGUCAGAUCCUUUUCAAGACUGAGCGCGAUGAGCGUCUCAGCGCGGUUCCUGGACUAGCCCCUGGUCUCAAAUGA